Alternaria arborescens is the source of this 267-nucleotide messenger RNA. RefSeq lists its product as hypothetical. The transcript is spliced from 2 exons. Bases 1 to 267 code for a protein of 88 amino acids. Lineage: Eukaryota; Fungi; Ascomycota; Dothideomycetes; Pleosporales; Pleosporaceae. The record is from RefSeq and is a predicted model, not a curated record.
AUGGCGCCCCGCAAGACCACCGCUGGCGACAAGAUCCCGAAAGCAAAGAAAGCAUCCAUUAUCAAAAAGAGCGAAGACAAGGUUAUCAAGCGGCCCGCCCGCGGAUAUCACAAAUUUCGGAAUGGUCUGCUGAAUGUCGCGCCCAAAGGCGAUGAGAAGGAAAUCACCAAGCAGAAUCGGACCUCUCCACUUCUACAACUACCGCCUGAGAUUCGCAAUGUUAUCUGGAAACUUGUAAGGAAACACCACUAUACGAAUUAUAUCUGA